AUCUUCCAAGAGUCCUUGUGGUAGUUAGGUUUUACAAGUUUGGAACUUGGAUGUGUUGUCAAAUUAUCCAUUAUUGAGAUUUCAAAGAUUAGUUGCUAUGAUAUGGUCUCCUGAUCUCAAUUCUAUAUUAAGUUAUAUUUGACAAAGAUUUUAUUCAAAAAAAGUGUCUAAGGUCUGCAAAUGUCACUCUUCACUCCAGAUUCUGGAAGAUAGACCAGUUUCAGAACUCAAAUUCAUGUGCUUUUUUUCUACCAGGAAAUUAUUUCAAGUUCUACAAUGCCAUAAAAAGUGCCUAUCCUGACAUCAAAAUAAUCACAAACUGUAAUGAGUCUUCUCAUUCUUUGGAUCACCCAGCUGAUUCCUAUGAUUUUCAUUCAUGGGAUUUUCUAUUUUUCAGGCUUUUGUGAGCGAGGAUGUGUGAGUGGAAAAGAUGCGUGCACAGGAAGUCUUUCAGCUGCACUCACUGAAGCUGGCUUCCUCACUGAGCUGGAAAAGAACAGCAAUAUUGUGGAGAUGGCAAACUGUGCACCACUUUUGGUGAAUCACAAUGAUAGGAGGUGGACUCUAGAUGCAAUUGCCUUCAACUCGUCAAAGCACUAUGGAAAUCCGAACUACUGGGUGCCAAAGUUCUUCAUAGAGUUGAGGGGAGCAACUCUUUUUGAUGCUAAGCUACAGACAAAUUUCUCUACACUUAUUGCAUCUGCAAUUACUUUGCAAAAUUCUAAUGGUGAAACUUACCUGAAAUUAAAGACGAGGAUUAUGAAGCACUGGCUUGCGCUGAUAAAGUGCACAAGAUUUUACCUCACAAGUCCCUGGGAAAUUCAAGCUCCGUCUGUAAUAAAAACUCAGUUGCUCAUGAGAAAAUAACGGAUAAUUGGUGUGUUCUUCAGCCAGGAAUCCAGAAGAUUUGUUACACAAUAAUAGGUUUAACAGUUUUAUUAAUGAAAGUUUAUGUCGGUAUUUACCCUA
Molecule: messenger RNA, 969 nt
Organism: Populus nigra (black poplar)
Lineage: Eukaryota; Viridiplantae; Streptophyta; Magnoliopsida; Malpighiales; Salicaceae
Product: alpha-L-arabinofuranosidase 1-like
Exons: 5
Coding region: 325-867 (180 amino acids)
Biological process (GO): L-arabinose metabolic process
Molecular function (GO): alpha-L-arabinofuranosidase activity
Source: RefSeq, a predicted model, not a curated record